AUGAAUUUGCCCAUUUCUCGUUUAAUACCUACGUUAUCAACAUGCUCGUCGUUCUUCACACGACGUCGUCUGGCUCAUUUUACUUUUUUCAAAGAUCAACCCGAUUCAUCAUAUGGUCCAACAAAAGAAAUGAAUCUAUGUCAGACGAUUCAAAAUACCAUUGACACCACACUAGGAAAUGAUCAUACUGCUAUUGUAUUCGGCGAAGAUGUUGCAUUUGGUGGUGUUUUUCGAUGUACAGCAGAUUUAAGACAAAAAUACGGUGCUGAUCGUGUAUUUAACACUCCAUUAUGUGAACAAGGUAUCAUUGGUUUUGGAAUAGGUGCAGCUGUUGCUGGAACAACAGCUAUUGCUGAAAUUCAAUUUGCUGAUUAUAUCUUUCCAGCAUAUGAUCAAAUUGUAAAUGAAGCAGCUAAAUAUAGGUAUCGUUCACAAAAUUUAUUUAAUUGUGGGCGUCUGACAAUCCGUGCGCCAUGGGGUGCUGUUGGACAUGGUGCACUCUAUCAUUCACAAUCACCAGAAGCCCAAUUUAUGCAUACACCUGGUAUUAAAGUUGUCAUUCCACGCGGAGCUAUUCAAGCUAAAGGAUUACUCUUGUCAUGUAUUAAAGACGAUAAUCCAUGCAUAUUUUUUGAACCGAAAAUUCUUUAUCGAUCUGCUAAAGAAGAUGUACCACUUAAAGAAUAUACUAUUCCUUUAUCCAAAGCUGAAAUUAUAUCCGAAGGUACUGAUGUAACACUAGUUUCAUGGGGAACACAAGUUCAUGUACUUCGUGAAGUAGCACAAUUGGCAGCUAAAGAAAAUAUAUCUUGUGAAGUAAUUGAUUUACGAACUAUUGUACCAUGGGAUGUUGAUACAAUUUGCCAAUCCGUUAGUAAAACAGGUAGAUUACUGAUAAGUCAUGAAGCACCGAUCACUGGUGGUGUUGGCGCUGAAAUUGCUGCAACUGUUUCGAGAGAGUGUUUCUUGAAUCUUGAAGCACCCGUUGAACGUAUUUGUGGUUAUGAUAUUCAUCCCAUUCCACAUGUAUUCGAACCAUUUUAUUUUCCAUCGAAAUGGCGUUGUUUAGACGCGAUAAAACGCAUGAUGAAUUUUUAA
This is a messenger RNA of Rotaria socialis, 1098 nucleotides long. NCBI's taxonomy places the organism in Eukaryota, Metazoa, Rotifera, Eurotatoria, Philodinida, Philodinidae. The record is from the annotation of a GenBank genome assembly.